This is a messenger RNA of Postia placenta MAD-698-R-SB12, 984 nucleotides long. RefSeq lists its product as hypothetical. The record is from RefSeq and is a predicted model, not a curated record. The transcript has 7 exons. Gene Ontology annotation, molecular function: ATP binding; ATP hydrolysis activity. Gene Ontology annotation, cellular component: cytoplasm; mitochondrion. NCBI's taxonomy places the organism in Eukaryota, Fungi, Basidiomycota, Agaricomycetes, Polyporales, Adustoporiaceae. Gene Ontology annotation, biological process: protein quality control for misfolded or incompletely synthesized proteins. Bases 1 to 984 code for a protein of 327 amino acids.
AUGCUCAUGGAUCUGUUCUACGAGACGCUACCACCGCACGUCACGCGCAAGCGGCGGGUGCACUUCCACGCCUUCAUGAUCGAUGUGCACAAGCGUGUGCAUGCCAUGAAGGCCAAGCUCGGCGUGAACGGCGGCGACCCGAUCGCGCCCGUUGCACGGGAUUUGGCUAACGAGGCAUACGUGCUAUGCUUCGACGAAUUUCAGGUCACCGAUAUUGCAGACGCGAUGAUCCUUCGACAGCUCUUCGAACGUCUGCUCAGCCACGGUAUGGUCUGCGUAAUUACGUCAAAUCGCCAUCCGGACGAAUUGUACAAGAACGGCAUCCAGCGGUCAAGCUUCGUCCCAUGCAUCGAGCUUCUCAAGACGCACUUUGAGGUCACGGAUCUCGACUCGGGCACAGGCGAGCACCACACAUCACUAUCGCCGCAUCCCACGCACGCUUUCACAUGUCUACUACGACCCGCUCACGCCCGAGAACCGCGCGGAGCGGACCCCGUGCAGCGCAAUCGCGAGCUGCAGACUUGGGGCCGCAUCCUCCGCGUGCCCGAGAGCACCAGCACCGUCGCAAAGUUUCACUUUGAGCAAUUGUGCGGGCAACCACUGAGCGCGGCGGACUACCUCGAGAUCACGAAGCAGUUCAAGACGAUCUUCAUUCUCGACGUGCCGAAGAUGGGGCUGAACCAGAAAGACAUGGCACGAAGGUUCAUCACUUUUAUUGACGCUUACGGUGAUUCACAGACGAAGAUCUUCAUCACUUCUGAGGUCCCCAUCGCCGAUAUUUUCGCUGCAGAUGCGGAUGCAAAGAGCGGGGAGAUCUCCGACCACAUGCGAUCCAUGAUGGACGACCUGGGUCUUCCGGGAGAUAUGGUGAUCUCCAGCUCGAUAUUCAGCGGCGACGAGGAGCUGUUUGCGUUCGCGCGUUGUUGCUCCAGGCUGGUGCAGAUGGGGAGCAAGGAGUGGGCGGAGACUGCAGGGACGUCAUAG